AAUGUCUGAUGCUGCCAUGUAUUUGAGUCGUCCUGUAGUCCGUCCGACUCCAGUUGUGAGUCUAUAGAUACUCUACCAACCUCAGCUUGUAGGUUUAGAAGUAGGUUAGAACAGAGAAAUUCUCCCGGGAGACCAAACCCACGCAUGAUGGGUUACUGGCUUCGCUCAAAGCAAAGAUCACAUUUCCCUACAAAAAGAGGCCACUUUGUUUCUUAUUACUCUAUUGAAAUUAUUUGACUACAUUUAAAAUGUUGCAUUGCAUGACGAUAGGUCCGAGCCCGCCGCCCCCUGCGCCUCAGAGCUGCUAGAUCCUGCACAGAUCCGCUAUGGCUGCAGGAAAAAAAGGAAAGCUUUGACAACAUGGCGCACUUUCCUGGAGGAGAAAGUUUCUUCUAAACUCUAGACAACCGCAAUCCGGGAUUUUUUUUCUGUCGUUCGUCGCAGCGCAGAGCUCAACGUGCAGCCGUGGGAGGAAUUGGCCUCGUUUGGAGAUGUAACGAGUCCUUCAUGGACAGUUUCUGAUCCUCGACAAACUUUGAAGGGAUGAGAGCGACCCGCUGCUCAAGCCACAGCUUUCACACAGGAUGGAGAAGCAAGCGACACUCAGAGAAAAGCUCUCGAUCUUGGGAGGCUCCCGGACUUCUGGGCGGUUCGCCCGGACCGCGGCAGGGAGCGAGGGUGGCGGACGUGGGCUCAGCAAAGCCGGGUUCAUGGAGAAGGUGCAGCGGAGCAACGAGGCGUGUCAGCGCGGCGACUUCCAGGCCGCCGUGGGGCUGUACGGCGAGGCCCUGCUGGCGGACCCGCAGAACUGCAUCCUGUACAGCAACCGCUCGGCCGCCCUGCUGAAGCUGGGCCAGCACCACGCCGCGCUGGAGGACGCCGAGAAGGCCUGCCUGCUGAACCCCAAGUGGCCCAAGGCAUACUUCCGACAGGGUGUUGCCCUUCAGUACCUUGGUCGCCAUGCCGACGCUCUGGCGGCCUUCGCCUCGGGCCUCGCCCAGGACCCCAAGAGCCUGCAGCUGCUGGUGGGCAUGGUGGAGGCGGCCAUGAAGUCCCCGCUACGAGAGUCUCUGGAGCCCACCUAUCAGCAGCUGCAGAAGAUGAAGCUGGACAAGAGCCCCUUUGUGGUGGUGUCGGUGAUCGGCCAGGAGCUGCUGACGGCUGGCCACCACACGGCCUCGGCGGUGGUGCUGGAGGCCGCCCUGAAGAUCGGCACCUGCAGCCUGAAGCUGCGCGGCUCGGUGUUCUCCGCCCUCAGCAGCGCCCACUGGUCGCUGGGCAACACGGAGAAGAGCACGGGCUUCAUGACGCAGGACCUGGAGGUGGCCAAGACCUUAGGUGACCAAACGGGGGAAUGUCGCGCCCACGGGAACCUGGGCUCGGCAUUCUUCUCGAAGGGCAACUACCGCGAGGCGCUGACCAACCACCGCAACCAGCUGGUCCUCGCCAUGAAGCUCAAGGACAGAGAGGCCGCCUCCAUGGCACUCAGCAGCCUGGGCCACGUGUACACGGCCAUCGGCGACUACCCCAACGCGCUGGCCAGCCACAAGCAGUGCGUGCUGCUGGCCAAACAGUCCAAGGACCAGCUGUCGGAGGCCCGUGAGCUGGGCAACAUGGGAGCCGUCUACAUCGCCAUGGGGGACUUUGACAACGCCGUCCAGAGCCACGAGCAGCACCUGGGCAUCGCCAAGACCCUGGAGAACAAGCGCGAGGAGGCCCGAGCCUACAGCAACCUGGGCAGCGCCUACCACUACCACCGGAACUUUGACAAGGCCAUGUCCUACCACACGCACGUGCUGGAGCUGGCUCAGGAGCUGGCGGAGCAGUCCAUCGAGAUGAGGGCCUACGCGGGGCUGGGCCACGCCGCCCGUUGCAUGCAGGACCUGGAGCGCGCCAAGCAGUACCACGAGCAGCAGCUCUCCAUCGCCGAGAGCCUGAAGGACCGGGCGGCUGAGGGGAGGGCCUCCUCCAACCUGGGCAUCAUCCACCAGAUGAAGGGCGACUACGAGACGGCCCUGAAGCUCCACAAGACCCACCUGGCCAUCGUGCAGGAGCUCAACGACUACGCCGCCCAGGGCCGGGCCUACGGCAACAUGGGCAACGCCUACAACGCGCUGGGGGCCUUCGACCAGGCCGUGCGCUACCACCGGCAGGAGCUGCAGAUCUCCAUGGAGGUCAACGACCGGGCGUCCCAGGCCUCCACGCACGGCAACCUGGCCGUGGCCUACCAGGCGCUGGGGGCCCACGACCGCGCCCUGCAGCACUACCAGAACCACCUCAACAUCGCCCGCGAGCUCCGGGACGUCCAGAGCGAAGCCCGCGCCCUGGGGAACCUGGGGAACUUCCACUGCUCCCGCGGGGAGUUCCCCCAGGCCGUGCCCUACUACGAGCAGUACCUGCGGCUGUCCCCGGACCUGCAGGACAUGGAGAGCGAGGGGAAGGUCUGCCACAACCUGGGGUACGCCCACUACUGCCUGGGGAGCUACCAGGACGCGGUGAAGUACUAUGAGCAGGACCUGGCUCUGGCCAAGGACCUCCAUGACAAACUGAGCCAGGCCAAGGCGUACUGUAACCUGGGGCUGGCGUUCAAGGCCCUGGGGGACUUUGCCAAGGCGGAGGAGUGUCAGAAGUACCUGCUAUCUCUGGCCCAGUCGCUGAACAAUGCACAGGCCCGCUUCAGAGCCCUGGGGAACCUGGGGGACAUUUUUGUGUGCAAGAAGGACGUGACCGGAGCCAUUCAGUUCUACGAGCAGCAGCUGGCCUUAGCUCACCAGGUGAAGGACCGCCGGAUGGAGGCGUGCGCCUACGCCGCACUGGGCGCCACCUACCGGCUGGUGCACAAGUACGACAAGGCCCUGGGCUACCACACCCAGGAGCUGGAGGUGUACCAGGAGCUGGGCGACCUGCCCGGGGAGUGCAAGGCCCACGGCCACCUGGCCGCCGUGUACAUGGCGCUGGGGAAGUACGCCAUCGCCUUCAAGAGCUACGAGGAGCAGCUGGAGCUGGGCCGCCGGCUGAAGGACCCGGCGGUGGAGGCGCAGGUCUACGGCAACAUGGGCAUCACCAAGAUGAACGUGGGCGUGAUGGAGGAGGCCAUCGGCUACCUGGAGCAGCAGCUGGCCACGCUGCAGCAGCUCAGCGGCAACGAGGCCAUGCUGGACCGGGGCCGGGCCUACGGGAACCUGGGCGACUGCUACGAGGCCCUGGGCGACUUCGAGGAGGCCAUCAAGUACUACGACCAGUACCUGUCAGUGGCCCAGAGCCUGAACCGCAUGCAGGACCAGGAGAAGGCGUACCGGGGGCUGGGCAACGGACACAGGGCCAUGGGGAACCUGCAGCAGUCGCUGGUGUGCUUCGAGAAGCGCCUGGUGGUGGCCCACGAGCUGGGCGAGUGCGGCGGCAAGGCGCAGGCGUACGGCGAGCUGGGCGCCCUCCACAGCCAGCUGGGCAACUACGAGCAGGCCAUCUCCUGCCUGGAGCGCCAGCUGGCCAUCGCCCGCGACACCCAGGACCGCGCGCUGGAGGGAGACGCCAGCUGCGGCCUGGGCACCGUGUACCAGUCCAUGGGCGAGUACGAGACGGCGCUGCGCUGCCACCAGAGCGACCUGGAGAUCGCCGAGGAGACGGGCAACCCCGCCCGGCAGGGGCGCGCCUACGGCAACCUGGGCCUCACCUACGAGUCGCUGGGCAACUAUGAGCGGGCGGUGGUGUUCCAGGAGCAGCACCUGAGCGUGGCGGCGCAGACCAACGACCUGGCGGCAAAGACGCUGGCCUACGGCAGCCUGGGGAGGACACACCACGCGCUGCAGAACUACUCGCAGGCCGUCAUGUACCUGCAGGAAGGCCUGAGGCUGGCGGAGCAGCUGGCCCGGCGUGAGGACGAGGCGAAGAUCCGCCAUCGUCUGGGGCUGUCACUCUGGGCCAGUGGGAACCUGGAGGAGGCCCAGCACCAGCUCUACCGCGCCUCCGCCCUGUUCGAGACGAUACGGCACGAGGCGCAGCACAGCACCGACUACAAGCUCUCUCUGUUUGACCUGCAAACAUCCUGCUACCAGGCGCUCCAGAGGGUCCUCGUCAGCCUGGGACACCACGACGAGGCCCUGGCGGUGGCCGAGCGAGGGCGGACGCGUGCCUUCGCCGACCUGCUGGUGGAGCGGCAGACGGGCCAGCAGGACUCGGACCCGUACACGCCCGUCACCGUGGAGCACAUCCUGGACACGGUCAACAGCCAGCGCGCCCUGGUGCUCUACUUCUCCAUGGCCGCCGGCUACCUGUACAGCUGGCUGCUGGCCCCCGGAGCAGGGAUCCUCAAGUUCCACGAGGUGUACCUGGGCGAGGGCUUGACGGAAGGCGGGUCCGAGUUCCAGGAGGGCGGGACCGGGGGCGUGGCCCUGGGCUCCUCAUUGGAGCAGCACAUCGCCAGCGCGCGCGAGGCCCUGGGGGUGGAGUCCUACUACAGCCGAGGAUGCUCCAGCAGUGAGACGGAGAGCGAGGCGGGGGAUUUGCUGGACCAGCAGUUUGAGGAGCUGAACAACAAGCUGAACUCCGUCACCGAUCCCACCGGCUUCCUGAGGAUGGUGUCCAGGAACAACCUGUUCAACAGGAGCUGCCAGAGUAUGACCAGCCUGUUCAGCAACACCAUGUCCCCCGCCAAGGACGGCUCCUCCUCCCUCUCUCGGCGCUCCAGCAACCUGGGCAAGCCCCCACUGCGGGCCCUCUACGACCUGCUCAUCGCACCGAUGGAAGGGGGUCUGAUGCACUCGAGCGGGCCGGUCGGCCGACACCGGCAGCUGGUGAUGGUGCUGGAGGGGGAGCUGUACCUCAUCCCCUUCGCCUUGCUCAAGGGCAGCUCCUCCAACGAGUACCUGUACGAGCGCUUCAGCCUCAUCGCCGUGCCCUCCAUCCACGGCCUCGGAGCCAGCUCCAAGACUCACCCUCGCCGGGCCGGUGCCGCUCCGUGCGGGGGCGUCUCCAUGGCGGCGGUGGUGGGUAACCCGCGGCUGCCCUCGCCCGUGAUGGACCGCUGGCUGUGGGGGCCCAUGCCCUCGGCGGAGGAGGAGGCCCUGAUGGUGGCCGAGCUGCUGGGCUGCCAGCCGCUGGCCGGCGCCGCCGCCACCAAGGAGCGGGUGAUGAGCGCCCUGGGCCAGGCCGAGUGCGCCCACUUCGCCACCCACAUCUCCUGGAAGCUGGCCGCCCUGGUGCUCACCCCCAACCCCGAGAGCGGGCCGUCGGGCGUGGGCGGCGUGGGGGGAGUGGGGACGCCCGGGGGGAGGGGCGGCGGCGGCGGCGGGAGGCGGGGCAGCGGCGGCCGGGGGAGGAAGGGUUCGUUCGGGAGCAGCUACACCAUCCCCGAGUCGCUGCACAUGCAGGACGACGGCAGCGACGUGGAGAGCCUCUGCGACAGCCCGCCGCUGCAGGAGUUCCUGCUGACCGCCGCCGACAUCCUGGACCUGAGGCUGCCCGUCAAGCUGGUGGUGCUCGGGUCGUACCAGGAGUCCAGCAGCAAGGUGACCGCCGACGGCGUGGUGGGGUUGACCCGGGCCUUCCUGGCGGCGGGGGCGCAGUGCGUCCUGGUGUCCUUGUGGCCCGUGCCCACGGCCGCCUCCAAGGUCUUUGUCCACGCCUUCUACACCGCCCUGCUCAACGGGACAAAGGCCAGCGCCGCGCUGGCCGAUGCCAUGAAGAGCGUCCAGAACAGCAAGCAGUACUCGCACCCGUCCAACUGGGCAGGCUACAUGCUGAUCGGUAACGACGUGAAGCUGAACAGCCCCUCGUCGCUGAUUGGCCAGGCUCUGGCCGAUAUCCUGCAGUAUCCUCAACAAGCGCGGGACGCACUGCGAGUGUUGCUUCACCUGGUGGAGAAGUCCCUCCAGAGGAUCCAGAACGGCCAGCGUAACUCCAUGUACACGUCCCAGCAGAGCGUGGAGAACAAGGUGUGCGGCGUGCCGGGCUGGCAGGCCCUGCUCACCGCCGUGGGCUUCCGCCUGGACUCGGCCGGCCCGGGGAUCCCCGCCGCCGUCUUCUUCCCCACCGCCGACCCCGGCGACCGGCUCCAACAGUGCAGCACCACCCUGCAGUCUCUGCUCGGUCUCCCCCCCCCUGCUCUCCAGGCUUUGUGCAAACUCAUCACCGCCUCGGAGGCCGGAGAACAGCUCAUCAACCGCGCUGUUAAAAAUAUGGUGGGAAUGCUUCACCAGGUGCUAGUCCAGCUCCAGACCGGGGAGAAGGAGCAGGACUUCUCCUUGCUUCCCAUUCAGGUGUCCAUCAGCGUUCAGCUCUGGAGGCUGCCAGGAUGCCAUGAGUUCCUCGCCGCCCUGGGCUUCGACCUGUGUGAGGUGGGCCAGGAGGAGGUGGUGCUCAAAACAGGCAAACUAGCCAAUCGUCGCACCUUGCACUUUGCCCUCCAGUCUCUGCUCGCACUCUUUGACUCGACAGAACUGCCCAAGCGCCUGAGCCUGGACAGCUCCUCUUCCCUGGAGUCCCUGGCGUCCGCCCAGUCCGUCUCCAACCCCCUGCCCAUGGGCUACCCCAGCCUGCCCUUCUCCCCCCCGUGCCUGGACAAUCUGGCCUCGGACGCCAUCUCCGUCUACAGCCUGAGCUCCGUGGCCUCCACCAUGAGCUUCGCCUCCAAGUCGGACUGCGACUUCCUGAGCCACCGGCAGCGCGGCGGCGUCGCGGCGCACUACGCCGUCCACAAACACCCCCACGUGCCACGCAGCCGCUCGUCCCCCCACGGGGCCGCCACCGCCGCGGGGGCCGCCGGGCGCGGCGAGGAGGAGGAGUACGAGGGCUUCUCCAUCAUCAGCAGCGAGCCCCUGGGGAGCCAGUGCGACUCCCUGCCCCUCCCCCCGGGGCACGGCCAGCGCCACCACCACCGCGGCGGGCGGGGGGUGGCGUGCGGGCCGGGCCCCGCCGCGGGGAGAGGCUACGCCGUGUCCGUGUCCUCCAGGGGCAGCGUCAGCACGCCCACCUCGCCCGUGAAGACCUGCCUGGCGCCCGGGCCCAACUCGCCCUUCCAGAAGGUGGGCAAGGUGAGCAGCUCGGACACGGGCGAGUCGGACCAGUCCAGCACGGAGACGGACAGCACGGUCAAGUCCCAGGAGGAGAAGACCGUCCCCCUGGACCCCCAGGAGCUGGCCCAGAAGAUCCUGGAGGAGACCCAGAGCCACCUGCGGGCGGUGGGCAGCCUGCAGCGGGCCGGGGCGGAGGCGGCGGGCGCGGCGGGGAACGCCUCGGCGCGGAGCAGCGCCUUCCGCUCGUCGGAGAGCAGCGCCUUCAGCCGGCCCGGCAGCAGCGCGAGCGGCCGGGCGCAGUCGUCCCCGCGGCCCAAACCCCCGUCCCGCUCGUCCUCCCUGCAGAAGAUCAGCUCGGGGUACAACAGCCCCGCGGCCUCCGAGUCCUCCCAGCGGGACGGCAGCCACCCCUCGCCCUCCCUGGACAGCCACGCCGCCUUCAAGCUGAAGUACCCCAGCUCCCCGUACAGCGGCCACAUCUCCCGCUCCCCGAGCAACGUGUCCCCCAGCUCGGGCCACCAGUCGCCGGCCGGCAGCGCCCCGUCCCCCGCGCUGUCCUACUCCUCCACCGGCUCGGCCUGCUCCACCUCGACCAACGACGCCGCCCCCGACCUGGACCGCCUCAGGAGGGGGGUCAUCGACGAGAAGGUCCAAGCCAUCCACAAUCUCAAGACCUUCUGGGCCAACGCGGCGGCGGCGCAGCAGCAUCAUCAGCAGCAGCAGCAGCAGCAGCACCACCAACACCACCACCACCACCACCACCACCACCUGGGGCCCGUGAAGGGCGUGCACGGGGCCCCGGGAGUGCUGGGGUCCAACAACAGAGACGUGUUGAGCCUCCUCAACCUCUCGCCGCGCCGCUGCUCCCCGAGCGACGGCCAGGACAGCCUGGAGCUGCGGGAGCUGGGGCUGCAGUCGCUGGACAGGGCCGGCAAGAACUCGUCCAACGGACACCGGAAAGUGUCGCCCUCGCCCACCAUCUCCACCAGCAGCAGUCCUGGUGCGCGCUCCAUCCAACUCCCUUCCGGCAACGGGUACAAGUUCCUGUCACCGGGCCGAUUCUUCCCUUCCUCUAAAUGCUGAGACACUUUAAAUGGCCCUAUACUUUUACAAGGUAUUUACGACAGUGUGGAGGAGGAUGGAGGAAUUUCGAGGCUCCGCUGUCGGUCUACCCAACUCGGUCCGCAGUUUAAAAAAAAAGCAUUUGAUUGGUCGGUCAAUGAGUGUGAUCCCCAGAGGCACAUGUAUGCUUUGGAAUGUGUCUUGUCAUUGUGCCCAUAACACUGUAAAAUGGCAAUGAGAAAUACUCAACGACCUGAUACUGUGUUUGUGUGUAACUGUGUGUCAGGUAGAUGUAAAUGCCAAUCCUCCAAAAACCUUGCUGUCUGUAUGGGCCAAGAUGCAGCAGCUCUUAACUGUUUUACUUCAUUCUGUUUUGGUUUUGUUUUGAACUAUUAUGGUUAUGGUUAUUGUUUGUUAUUGUUAUUAAUAUUAUAAUUAUUAUGUUUUGUAAAUUAAUUCCAGUGUUUCACAAUCAGUAUUACACGUUUUAUAUUAUUAAAAAAGUGAAGAAAUCUGUACCAUGUAAAGAUGAAAGAGUGAAAAAAAGAUUUAAUAUUUUUUAUUGAAAUCAAAAAGGCAUUUUGCCUGAUUUCUUUGUGAAUUGAGUGUCUGCUCCGAAGCAUGCAUUCUCUUGCUAUUCAAUGUUAAUUACCAUGUAUGACUUUUUAGCCCAUGAUUUUUUUUAGAUUGAACGUGGAAUUUCCAUGACAACCAUCUGUCAUUUAUCAGUAAAUGGUUUAAAUAAAAAAGAAAUCAUGUUUGCUUUC
Gadus morhua (Atlantic cod) is the source of this 8842-nucleotide messenger RNA. Its product is annotated as tetratricopeptide repeat protein 28. The record is from RefSeq and is a predicted model, not a curated record. Gene Ontology annotation, molecular function: protein binding. The transcript has 25 exons. Lineage: Eukaryota; Metazoa; Chordata; Actinopteri; Gadiformes; Gadidae. The coding region runs from base 585 to 8096 and encodes 2503 amino acids.